This is a messenger RNA of Trichoplusia ni (cabbage looper), 1144 nucleotides long. It is a transcript of the gene Ref1, whose product is annotated as THO complex subunit 4. Gene Ontology annotation, biological process: mRNA export from nucleus. The record is from RefSeq and is a predicted model, not a curated record. Bases 115 to 933 code for a protein of 272 amino acids. Gene Ontology annotation, cellular component: nucleus. The transcript is spliced from 4 exons. Gene Ontology annotation, molecular function: mRNA binding. Lineage: Eukaryota; Metazoa; Arthropoda; Insecta; Lepidoptera; Noctuidae.
UUUUACAUCUAAUUCCGUCUUUGUCAUCGGUCGGCAUAGUCGCGCGCGCGUAUUAAUUAGGGAAAGAAGUUUUUGAAGUUCUAAUUGCAGCCAAAGUGUAAUAUAUCCAGCAAGAUGGUUGAUCAAAUUGAAAUGGCAUUAGACGAUAUCAUAAAAGCAAAUAAGACCACCAGAGGAGGUGGUGGAGCUGGAAGAAAAUUUGUCAACAGAAGGCCUGGAGGUGGCCGCGGAGGUGGAGGCGCUGGAGGUGCCUUCCGAAAUGGCCGUACGGGUGGCGUGUUACGUGGUAGAAAUCGUGGCGGUAUAUCCAAAUCAACAAAUUACACAAGGGACCACCUAUUUCAGGGCGAUGUUAACAGCACAUGGAAACAUGACAUGUUCAAUGAUUCUGGUGAAAGGAAGAUUCAAAGAAAUGCCAUGUCGGCUAUCACAACUGGUCCUACUAAAUUAUUAGUGUCGAAUCUGGAUUUUGGAGUAUCAGAUUCUGACAUACAGGAGCUGUUCUCGGAAUUUGGCAUUUUGAAGAGUGCCGCUGUACAUUAUGACCGAUCAGGAAGAUCUUUAGGUACUGCUGAUGUGGUCUUCGAAAGAAGGGCUGAUGCUUUAAAGGCAAUGAAACAGUAUAACGGUGUACCACUGGACGGAAGAGCUAUGAAUAUACAGUUAGCCACAUCAGAAAUUAGCAGUUUUAGAAGUGACGACAGAAUCCGUGUUGGUGGUGGUGGCGGCAAUGCUGGUGGAGGACCACCCAGGAGAAACCCAAGCAGAGGAGGUGGAGCAAACAGGAACCAGGGUGGAGGUGGCGGUGGAUCGCGUGGCGGCAACAGCCGUCGUGGGCGCGGCGGGGCUGGUGCUGGGCGAGGCAAGCGCCCUGUACCCACCGCUGAGCAGUUAGAUGCAGAGUUGGAUGCCUAUGUCAAAGAAAUCAAGUGAAAGUUUGCUAAUAAGUGUAGUGCAACAGACACUAUUUUAAGUAAGGUUAGAUUAAUACAGAAAGACACUUCAAGAUGAUAAAGAUAAUUUUAAUUUCAAACCAAGAAAAUUGGUUUAACAAUGAUGUUUACAACAGAAUAAAAUUGUGGUUUUUGACUCAUGUUAAAUGUAUGAUUUGAAUAAACAUAAGAAUUUGGUACAUAUUGACAAA